Molecule: messenger RNA, 881 nt
Organism: Lecanosticta acicola
Lineage: Eukaryota; Fungi; Ascomycota; Dothideomycetes; Mycosphaerellales; Mycosphaerellaceae
Source: the annotation of a GenBank genome assembly
AUGGAACCGGCCAUUAUGGAAGACCGCAAAGCUAUUACCAGUCAUCAAGGCUUUGGCACUCUGGAUUGCCGACAGAGACCAUUUGCAAAGGCGCCAGUUUUCCCACCCUCGUCUCGUCAGCCUCCCAGCACACCGCAGUCGCAACACUCUCGUGGUGGACCACGCCGUGAUGGACCACGCCGUGAUGAACGAACUCCAAUCAAGUCUCACGGGGCUCUGGAGAAUCUCAUCUACCAGCAGGGCGCUAUCGAAGAUGCACGGCAGGCUGCUGAUGAACCUCAGCCUUCCUCCCUCAGUGCUCCUAUCCCCGACCUUCUUCAAGUAAGUCAAAUAUCGAAUGAAGAGCGCAUUGAAACCAUUCUGAUGCAUUUUCGCAGCACGCAUUCUCCGAACUGCAACGUGAUCGAGAUACAUAUGUCGUAGAAGAAGCAAUGUGUGGAGAUGCGGCACAGCUUUUGGACUCUAAGAAAAGAAAAUCUGCACGUGAUCUCUACGCACGGAUCGCUAAGCAGAGGCCGCCCGCUCUUCCCGCCACACAUCCAACUCACCAUCAACAACUGCAGCAACAGCAUCGCACACCAAACAUGCUGCCGACACCACCACCAGAAGAAGAUGCAGCUCAAUUGAAGACACAAAAGCCGCUGCCUGAGAAGCAAAAUUUCCAGCCCGUACAGCCUGACCACCAGACUUCAUCUCCUUCACGGCCUCCAAAAUUUACAGACCCGAAGAGACUUCAGUCGGCACAGCCACCGGCGUGGAACCCAAUUGCUGGCAUUCACAAAAUGGAUGUCAAUGAAUUCCAACCAAAGGUCAUCAGCCCUAUCUACAUGAUUGGUUUGCCUCUGGGAGGUCAGAUCGAAAUGGCGAAUUGCGAAUACUAG